Messenger RNA from Rotaria sp. Silwood2, 1629 nucleotides. The record is from the annotation of a GenBank genome assembly. NCBI's taxonomy places the organism in Eukaryota, Metazoa, Rotifera, Eurotatoria, Philodinida, Philodinidae.
AUGCAACGAUACAGUUCAAAAGCUAGUUUUGCUGAUUCUACAACAUCAUCAUGUAUUACAAAAGCUAAUCAUACACAUGUUAUUAUUCAAACAAAUGCUGAUAAUAAAAGUGAUAGUAAAUACAUCGUAUUACCUGUUAAAAACCUUGUUAACUUUGGUCGACCAUUAAAAUCGAAUGAUUUGGUUACUUAUAAAAUUGAUUUAAAAUGUCGUGGUACUAAUAGAGGAAAAAUUCUUUUAUUUGGCUCUGAAGAAGAUUGUGCUCAACAAGUACAAAUAUUCUCAACUGUUGGUGAUGAAAAUGAUGCUUCAAUUUGCGAUAGAGAUGAAACAAAUAAUCCAUCUGAAUUACAAGAAAACGAACAAGAAUUAAAUAACCAUGCUGAUGAUGAAGAUUCUCAUCAACCUCAAUCAACAACAAAAUAUGACUUGAAUAAACAUAAGUCCAACAAGAAUCAAAACAUUCGUAAAAUAAAAACGGCAAAACCAUUGAAUAAGAUAUUGUUGAGUAAGAACAACAAUUCUACAACUAAAGCUGGUUCACAUUCAAUUGAAAAAGUACCUAAACAAACAUCUGUUCAACGAGCAACUACUGCUUCAAUAUUAACAACGAAAAUACCUGCUAGUCAACCGGAUAAAAAUCAAAAAACAUUAGAUCAUAUGUUAAAGAAAGUAAUUGUUGGUACUUCUUCAACUUGUAAUUCAAUUAUUACAAUUGGAACAUCAACGAAAACACCAUCAACAAUUAGUUCCAACAAGUGCACACCAAAAAAUGUUCGUACACAACAAGGUUCAUUAACAUCACUACAAAAAUUAACAACAAAUUCCAAUAAAAAGCGUAAAUUAAGUCACGAAGGUGAUACAUGUAGUAAUGGUGACGAUCAACAUAAAGAUGACAAUGAUAAACAUCAAAUGGAUAUUGAUUUAGUUGAAGAAGAUGAAGAAUAUUUUGUAAAAGAAUUCAAUAAACAAAAAGUUGAACAUGAAGCUUUGAGUAAAAAAUAUAACAAACUUCUUUUUGCUUACCGGCGUUUAAAAAAGAAAAGUUUACCUAUACCUGGCGAUGAAGGACGUCAAUGGCUUAUUCACGUUGUGAAAAUACUUUCUCCACAUUCACCAGGAUUAAAUACUGAUAAAAUUGCUAGAGCACUAAAAAUUAAAAAAUCAUCAUUAUUGACUUCAUGUAUUCGAGAAACUGCCACGAAUACAACUCGACAAGUCAUUAAAUUACUUUAUACACCAGCUCAACUUGCAAAAGGUCAUGGAAAUGUUGUAUCUCGACAAAAACGUAAAUUAAUUAAAGCAUUUGUUGAACAAGAACAUGGCUUAAUUGAACAUCGACCAUUUUGUGAAGCAAUUAAUGGAGUUUUUCGUAGUUAUGCUCAUAAGUUGAAGAAACAAAUGUUACUCAUUAAUGGCGAAAAUUCGAAUUUAAUAGAAGGUCAACAAGGUGAAUCACCAACAAAUGAUGUUAAUGAUGAAGAAGGUUCACAUUCUUCAAACUAUGAACAGCAACAACAAGAAGAAGAAGAAGACGACGAAGAAGAAGGUGUUGAUGAAGAUGAUGGUGAAGAAGAAGAAGAUAUUGACGAUGAAGAACUUACAGAUGACGAAAACGAUAAAUUUUAA